AGCACGGAAGCAGACGGUCCGCACUGAGAACUGGCCCACGUACAAUUACAAGUCUACAAGUCUUCUUCAGCUCCCAGCCAGGACUUCCACAACAACAUGUUCACCUAUUAAAUUCAAGAAAUUAAGGCAAUGAACUCAACUCUUACAAAGUCGUCGCGAAUUCAAAGUGUCAUAUGUGCAACGGUGAACUGUAUAAGUAGCUUAAAACUAUACAGGCACAUUAGUGUGUAUAUAUGUGCUCUGAUGUAGUAUCAUAAUAAAAUGAUCGUCAACACAGCAGCAGUAGUUGAUAUAUACGCAAUGCAUCUCUUUGGAAUAAGCAAACGCACUUGAACAAAUCAUAACUAUCAAUUGAAAGAAAAGUGUAAAAAAGUUGCAAAAUGUGUAACAAGUGAAGGUGAUAAGAUAACUGCAAUUGUGUGCAAUUUGCGAUUACUGCAAAACGCCCAUAAGUCACAACAAUAACAAUAACAACAACAACAUCAUCGACAGCAGCAGCUAACACAACAAUAACAACGAGAGUAGCAACAUACUAUGUAGAGAGGGAAUUUGCUUGCCAACGUAUACUGAUGUACAUAUGUAUGUACAUACGGUCUUGUGAAUGUGACACCUACGCAACACGAAGCGCAUUAAAGUGCGAACUGAGCUCAGCAUCCCAGCGACAACGACAACAGCAUCAUCACAAAGAUUCACGCAAUACGCACGCGCCAUAAUACAAAGUCCAAUAAGACGAAAAGAGUCAGCAAUAGCAACAACAGUCGGGGCGCGAGCCGACGACGAAGCAGCUGCGUCGCAGCAGCCGAGCAGCAAACGCAAAGCAGCAUCCGCACAUUUACGCAGCGUUUAGUGUUGCGUUCGUGUGUGCCUGCUUGCGUGUGUGCGAGUGUGCGAGCACGUGUACGUGUGUGUGCCCUCGCGUUGGCAAUGUAUUGGCUAGCCUUGCCGUUUUGCCCUUUGGUGUGCAUGCUAUGCUUGUUUUCGGGAAUUAGCGACUUGACCUAUGGAUAUGGCGAUCUGUAUGAGCGCGGCAUCAACAACCGCGCCGGUGGCGCAGAGAAUACCCAAGAACGUCCACAGAACUGGUAUCAGCAGGCCCAUGGACGCUCCCUAAAUGCCGGCAAUGGACACAGUGUGCAUGGGGAUGAGCCAUCCGAAGAGCUGCUGCAGAAGGAGGACGAUCAUGAUUACCUCACUGCUUCCGAUUAUCCGCCACAUCAUGAGCAUGACGACCAUGAUCAUGACAUUGACAACGAUCAUGAUCACGAUCACGAUCACGAUCAUGAUGACAAUCUCGACGAGGGCGACAAAUUGUAUGGACACGUUUUCACCAUGGAGCCCAUGAUUCCGCUGAAACCGAGCGUCGGGGUCGGUGUCGGCGCUGGCGUCGGCACUACAAACACCGGCGACACUCCUAAGUUCCGUAACGUGGGUGCCCAAGGAGGACGCGGCGAUAUGUAUGUUGUCCGAGAAUCAGAUCGCCAGACGAGCACACGGGGUCGCGAUGGGUUUGUCAGCGGCGCCAACAACAAGCAGAAGGGCUUCCGACCAUUCGCCAAUCGUGUCGUUGUCCACGACGAUCCGCGGCAGCUGGGACAGCCCGGGGAUGGAUACAGCGCCCCUCCGCCCAGUGGCUGCCACAAUAGCUGCGACGAUCUGCAGUGGCAGUGCAGCAAUUGCCAAUGUAUUGAGGCGCCGGGUCGCUGCAAUCGUGAGGUGCAGUGCACCGAUGGUUCCGACGAGCUCGACUGCGACAACAUGGACGACAUGAUGUCCAAGCUACAGAAGGAGUGCGAGCAGAGUGGCUUGCAUGUGAUGUGCCCAAAGACUUAUCGCUGUAUCAACAAAGACUGGCUUUGCGACGGCGACGAUGACUGCGGUGAUUAUUCGGAUGAAACUCAUUGCGGAGCUCGCACCAACUGCACCGAAGAUCAGUUUGAGUGCCAGAAUGGGUUCUGCAUUCCCCGGCAAUGGCUGUGCGAUGGCGAAAACGAUUGCAAGGACUACUCUGAUGAGGUACACUGCAAUCGCAGCAGUUGCACCGAUGAGCACUUCGCCUGUAACGACGGUUACUGCAUUUCGCUUGCGUUUCGCUGCGAUGGCGAACGCGACUGCGACGAUAACUCCGAUGAAUUGAAGUGCCCGGCUGUUAUCAACAGUUGUCCGGAGGGUGAAUUUAAGUGCCGCGGUGGCCUCGGUGGCGCUGGCGGCCCCAGCGGCCAAUGCAUUCUUAAUCGUUUCCGGUGCGACGGCGACAACGACUGCGGCGAUUGGAGCGACGAGGAGAAUUGCCAGCAGAAGCCAUCGCAGUGCACGUCGAACGAAUACAAGUGCGCCGAUGGCACGUGCAUCCCGAAGCGGUGGAAGUGCGACAAGGAGCAGGACUGCGAUGGCGGUGAGGACGAAAAUGAUUGCGGCAACAUGAGCCCCGAGCAUCCGAUCACCUGCGGCCCCGACGAAUACACUUGCCACAAUGGCCGCUGCAUUUUGCGUACCUGGCUUUGCGAUGGUUAUCCAGACUGCUCCUCGGCCGAGGAUGAGGUCGACUGUCUCCUGCAGUGUGACGCCGGUCAAUUCCUUUGUCCUGCAAAAAAGAACAUCACGAACCUGAAAAUCUGUGUACAUCAGAAGCACGUUUGCGAUGGACAAAACGACUGUCCGUUGGGCGAGGAUGAGGUCAAUUGUCCGGUUGAGCAAAAGUGCCCGGAGCCUAGGCAAUGCGAACAGCUGUGUAUUAAGACGGCGCGUAGCAAGGACGAAUGCGCCUGUCGCCUGGGUUACCUGAUGAACGAGAAUAAGCGCAACUGCACAGAUAUUGAUGAGUGCCAAUACCUCACCAGUCCGGUGUGCUCGCAAAAGUGUCACAACACAAUGGGCUCGUUUAUCUGCUCCUGCGAGAGUGGUUAUAUCCUGCGACCCGAUUUGCGUACCUGCAAGGCUCUGGGUGGAGCAAUGACGCUGCUGGUGGCCAAUCGCUGGGACAUUCGCCGUGUGACGCUCAGCAACAAUCGGUACAUGGCGAUUGUCAAAGGAUUGCACAAUGCCAUUGCACUGGACUUUCACUAUCGAAAGGGAUUGAUCUUCUGGUCGGAUGUCUCGACCGAUGUAAUCAAAAUGGUCUACAUCAAUGGCACACGCGUGCGUGACGUUAUCAAAUGGGGUUUGGAGUCCCCGGGCGGCAUCGCUGUCGACUGGGUGCAUGAUCUGCUCUUCUGGACCGACUCCGGCACACGGCGCGUCGAAGUCUCAAAUUUCCAGGGUAAUCUGCGCACGGUGAUCGCAUCGAGUGACCUGGACAAGCCGCGUGCUAUUGUCAUUCAUCCCGGCGAGGCCCUGGUCUUUUGGAGUGACUGGGGACCCAAUCCCAAGAUCGAGCGCGCCCAUAUGGAUGGCUCGCAGCGUCAGGUGAUCAUCUCGAAGGGCGUCACGUGGCCCAAUGGCCUGGCCAUUGACUAUCCGAACAGCAAGAUCUACUGGGCCGAUGCCAAGCAGCAUGCCAUAGAGUGCUCCAAUCUGGAUGGCAGCGAACGCAUCAAGGUGCUGAGCACACACCUGCCUCAUCCGUUUGCCUUGACCAUCUUCGAGGACACCAUGUACUGGACAGACUGGAACACUAAGACCGUGUCAGCGGCCAAUAAGAUAACGGGCAAGGGCUUUCGUUCGGUCCACGAGAACUUUCACUUCCCCAUGGACAUACACGCGUAUCAUCCAGCGAGGCAGCCGGACUAUCAGGACCGAUGCGCCAAGGACAGACGCGGCUUGCGUGGGGGCUGCUCGCAUUUAUGUCUGCCAAACAGGACAUCGCGUCGUUGCGGUUGUCCCAUUGGAUUGUCGCUGAAGGACGAUGGCAAGACGUGCAAGAGUGCACCUGAUAAGCUUGUGCUGGUGGCACGACGCAAGGACAUACGCUUGCGACAGCUGAACAGCAAGCCAGCUGGACCCAACGAAGUGGACAUGAUUGUGCCUCUGGACAACUUGAAGCACGCCGUAGCCCUGGAUUGGUGCAGUGAGACGGACUUCAUCUACUGGACGGAUGUGGAGCGCAGCUCGAUCAGCAAAGCACAUCUUAAUGGCAGCUAUCAACAGCGUGUUGUCCACUCGAAUCUAGAGUCGCCGGUGGGCUUGGCAUUGGACUGGAUCACCGAUAAACUCUACUGGACAGAUCCAUCGACGAAUCGCAUUGAGGUGGCCACCACCAAUGGCAAAAUGCGCACGCUCCUCGUCUGGGAGAAAUUGGACAAGCCGCGCGAUAUUGUCGUCAACCCCAUAGAUGGACUCAUGUUUUGGUCGGAUUGGGGCGAAGAGGCAAUGAUAGAGCGCGCCAACAUGGAUGGCGCUAGUCGUGUCAUCAUUGCCUCCAAAAAACUCAUCUGGCCCAAUGGCCUGGCCAUCGAUUAUGAUCAGCACAAGCUCUACUUUGUUGACGGCGGGACCAAGACCCUCGAGAACAUGAACUUUGAUGGCAGUAAUCGCAAGGCCAUUAUUACUGAUCUGGGCCAUCCCUUUGGACUGGAUGUGAGUGGCGGUCGCGUCUACUGGACAGAUUGGGACACCAAGUCAGCCAUGAGUGCCGACAAACUAACGGGCAAGAGUGUGGCCACGGUGAUUGCCAACAGCAGUGAUCUAAUGGACAUACGGGUCUUCCAUCGCACUCGCAGGCGUGUCUACAAUGCCUGCGAUAAGCACAACGGCGGAUGCUCGCACCUCUGCCUUCUGAAUCCAACCAAUUACACGUGCGCCUGCGCCGUUGGUGUGCAGCUCAAGGAGGAUGGACGCACUUGCUCCGAGGGACCUACGAGGUACAUUCUCUUUGCGCAUCGCAUUGAUAUACGUCAAAUCUCGCUGGACUUUGAUCAUCUGAUUGAUGUGGUGCUGCCAUUGCCACCCAUAUCAAAUGCGGUCGCCUUGGAUGUGGAUCAGAAGACGGGUUACAUUUUCUGGUCCGACACCAUCGAGAAUGUGAUAAUGAGCUCUAGUCCGGAUGGGUUGCAUGUCCACAAAGUGAUUGGCGAGAGCUUAGAGAAUCCCGAUGGUCUCGUCGUCGAUUCGAUAGGACGCACCAUCUACUGGGCCGAUGCGGGCAGACAUACGAUUGAGGUGGCCACACUCGAUGGUAAUCAUCGGCACGUAAUUGCUUACAAGGACUUGGAAUCGCCGCGAGGCCUAUCCCUCGACUAUGAGGCGGGUCUGCUCUUCUGGACGGAUUGGGGCCAUUAUCGCAAGAUCGAGCGUUCCCACCUCGAUGGCAAUGAACGUUCACGCAUCGUUACCGCUCACCUGGGCUGGCCCAAUGGUCUCUCGCUGGAUCUAAAGAGCAAACGCAUUUAUUGGGUCGAUGCGCGACUAAAGACAAUUGACUCUUGCGAUUAUACGGGCAACCAGCGUCAGUUAAUAAUGUCCUCGCUGCAUCAUCCAUAUGCACUUGCGCUCACAGAGGACUAUAUCUAUUGGACGGACUGGAAGUCGAAGGCAUUGCACAUGGCCGAUCGACGGAAUACAAGCGCCAAGCGUGAUGUAAUGACAAACAUUGAUGGACUGAUGGACAUCAAAGUGAUUUUCAAGCAUCAAUUGAUGCCAGAGAAUGUCUGUGGCCACAACAACGGCGGUUGCUCCCAUCUUUGUCUACGCAAUCCUGGCGGUUUCACCUGUCAAUGUCCAACGGGUCUCAAGCUGCGCGAGAACAGCACCACCCAAUGUCAAAGUCUGCCCGAUGAUUACCUGCUGAUUGCAUUGCGCUCGGGGAUUGGCAUGAUCUCGCUGAAUAGCGGAGACUAUAUGGAUGUUGUGCUGCCCAUCAGCGGCGUCCAUGGUGCCGUCGUUCUCGACUAUCACUAUCGCAAGAAUUGGCUUUUCUUCGCCGAUGUUAAUCUCGAUGUUAUUCGCCGGGUCAAUCUUCUAAACUUAACCGAGAGCAGAGUGAUUGUUAGCACCGAACUGCUGACUCCCAAUGGCAUUGCUGUUGACUGGAUUGCAGAGAAUCUCUACUGGUCGGAUACCGAUCGCAAGUUAAUCGAAGUCGCACGCAUCGAUGGCACCUGUCGGAAGAAACUCAUCACCGAGGACUUGGGCGAUCCACGCUCCCUUAUUGUACAUCCGUCCAAAGCCUACCUCUUCUGGUCGGACUGGAACUCGCCGGCUAAAAUCGAACGCAGUUUCCUCGACGGCUCAAAUCGCACAGCAAUUGUCACUUCGGGAGUAGGAUUUCCCACAGGCCUUACCAUUGAUUUCACCAAUCGCCGACUUCUUUGGGCCGAUGCUUUGGAGGACAACAUAGGCCAGGUGGACUUUAAUGGUAAACGGCGUCAGACUAUCGUGCCUUAUGCUCCACAUCCUUUCGGCCUGACUAUGUUUGAAAGCAACAUCUAUUGGACGGACUGGUACAACAAAUCCGUAUACCGUUCGCAACGGGUGCCCCGCAUGGGAUACAGUUAUCCCUUCGAAGUGCGUGACGCACUCAGCGGGGCACUGGACAUUCGUGCCGUGUCGUUGCAGCGACAGGCAAAGGGUUGGAAUCAAUGUGCCCAAGACAAUGGAGGAUGCUCGCACUUGUGCUUCUAUCGGGGCAUCGAUUACGUAUGCGCUUGUCCCGACCGACUGGAGAGCGAUCACCGUCAAUGCUCCACGUCACCUAAGGAGUUGGUGCAAGCGCGCCUGGAGAGCGAUCAGCAACCGGAUUACUCGGAUGAGUUGACCGAUGACACAACAUCAACGGAGAAUCAGAAUAGCAACGGCAAUCAGUUCGACGAUGAUCUAAAGAGCAAAGAGGACAACGAACGGGAAUUCUUUGUAUUGAUCGCACUCGGUGUUGUCAUUGUCAUGGUCGUCAUCAUAAUGCUGGUGAUGUUCAUGCUUGCAUUAAAUACGAAUCGCAAGAAAACAAAGCGCAAUUCACGUGGCUCCAGUCGCUCAGUGUUGACGUUUUCCAAUCCCAACUACAAUGUGGAUGGUACACCGAUGGAGCCCAAGACGAACAUCUGGAAGCGCUUCAAAUAUGAUAAAUCGCACGAACGCGCCGGGGUUUACGAGGAGAGAAGUCUGACCACAGAGACAGCUUCCUCUAGCCUGUUUGUGCCCACGCCAUCGCCAAUGGCAUCGCCGUCAACAAAGACUAUGCAACUGACAACGCUCUCGACUAUCACAUAAAUUCAAAAUGACCUCACAACAAAUCAGCAUAAAAAUACAAAACAAAAAAAAAAAAAAAAAAAACAAUUAAAUAAAAAACGCAAAAAACUGCACAAAAACAAAGAAAAAAACCCAAAAAAAGAAAAGAAAACAUUCCGUUAAACAUAUUACUUAAUGAAUUAAUACAAUUUUCCUACGAAGAGAAUGAGAUAUAGAUUGAGAAUGAGAAUGAAUAUAAAAAAUUAGCGAAGAUAUAGGAUGAGUUUAAUGAUAAUGAUAUUUGAUAUUGAUACGGAUUAUGAUACUGAUAUUGAUAAAGAUAAUGAUAAUGACUAUGAUUAUGAUUAUGAUAAUGAUACUGAUAUUAAUAACGCUAUUGAUUAUGAUAAUGGUGUUGUAUGUAUAGUGAAGUCAUUUCAUAAGUCCCAGCCUGUCAGUGAGUCAGUCUGGGACCUAUCAAAGAGGCUUCAAGUUCAUUCUUGGGUUAACUGUUAUGCCCUGGCAAAAGCAUAUGUAUAAAUUCUCUGCCUAACUGGCUGUGUAAUUUUAUUGAAGCUAAGCAAAGUCUUAGGCCUGUUAAUGACGUGAAUUUAUAAGUAAAUAUUAAUUACAAAUUUUAUUAUUAAAUGUACCUUUUUUUGUCGGCCAUUUAUUUAUGCCGUGAUCAUACUUGCCAAAAACAGCAACAAAAAUAUUCAAACAAGAAAAAACAGAAAAAGCAAAGCAAAAAAAAGUAUGAAACAAAAAAUGACGAAGCACCUCAAUACCCAAUUUGAAGAUAUUGUAUGUAUGGUAUAGAAGUUCCUUUAACUCAACAAACAGUGUCCAUUCACAAUCGAUAUUCCUGUGUGAGCGAGAAGGCCAAAAACGAAAUAGAGAUAGCCAGAGGGCGAAUAUGAGAGUUGGAAAGAAAGAGAAAGAGGGGGAGAGGAGAGUUCUACUUCCUAAAAGUAAUAUUUGCAUAUUAACACACACAUUAUGAGCUAAAGGAAUCAAAUUUUUUUAACUCGUUUUAUCUUUCAAAAAGUAAAGAAAAAAACCCAGUGUGUUACUGCUACGCAAAAGUUGCAAAACGGCAACAGAAUAGUGCAGCUAAUAGUAUGCUAGAAGGAGAUGAUGAAAAACAUUUUACAAUUUGUAGGAAUGUAAUUUCUUUUCUUCUUCUUUUACUUGUUGUUGUUGUUACUGUUGAUUAAAGUUUUUUGAUAAACAAUUCGUGUUCCAACGUAAAUUGCAACCUUAUGAAAAGAGCAAGCGAAACAGCAGAUUCGCUGGCUGACAUGCUGUUGUUUUGCUCUAACUGAUGCAAUGUUGUAUAACAACAACUGAAGAGCUAGGGCAAUAAAUUCAUCUACAUACAGUAUGUAUGAAUCUAUCGGUCGAUCUAUCUAUCGUGUAUUUCAUAGAAUUAUCCAACUUUUUCUAUCAUAUAUUACAUCAACAAAUCAGCAAUAUAUGUAAAAGUGCAUGUGGAUGGCAAGUUAAAAAUAUUUGUGAAUAGCAACUAAGUUUUGUGACACUGUGACCGUUUUCGAACGAAGAAUUGUAAAUGUUAGUAGUAGCUAAGCAAGUAUUAUCACGUUGUAAAUGUGGCUUCAACUCGUUCACCAAACACAAUAUGUAUGUAAACGUAAAAACGCUGAAAGUCUGGGCCAUAAACAAAAUCUAAAAAAAAAAAUGAUUGUAAUAUAUACAUAUAUAAUUCACAAUUUGUUUCUUCGUUUAUAUUUACUUAGAUGUGUGAAAACGAAUUGUAGAUAUAUGUACUAUAUAUGUCAUUGAGUGAAUUGGAUGUUUGAUUUCAUUUUUAUUUCAUGUUUAUACCCGCUACCCAUAGGGUAGAAGGGUAUUAUAACUUUGUGCCGGCAGGAAAUGUAUGUAACAGGUAGAAGGAGUCAUCUCCGACCCUAUAAAGUAUAUAUAUUCUUGAUCAGCGUCAACAGCCGAGACGAUAUAUCCUUGUCCGUCUGUCCGUCUGUCCGUCCGUCCGUCCGUCCGUCUGUCCGUAUGAACACCUAGAUCUCAGAGAUUAUAAGAGAAAAAGCUGUAAUUUUUUUCGACAGCAUUUGUUAUGUUUGCACGCAGAUCAAGUUUGUUUCAAAUUUUUGCCACGCCCACUUCCGCCCCCGCAAAUCAAAAAAAUCUAAUAACAAGUGUAAUUUUAAAGCUAGAGCUGGUAUAUAAAAUAAUUACUGUAGUAGUUAUGAUUCCUGAAAAUUUGGUUGCGAUCAGAUAAAAAUUGUGGAAGUAAUUAAAGAAAUACUUUUGUAUGGGCAAAAACGCCUACGUACUAGGGCUCUGAGUUGCUUUGGCCGACAAUCUGGCACAUUGUGCCGUUUAUGGUAUAUUUUGAAUGGUGUACUAUAUCGAUAUACCAAACAUACCAUUUGGUAUAUUUUUAGUAUUUUUUAGUAUUUUCUGUAUAUUUUGAAAAUGAUACCGCAAUAUUUUGUCUUUAUCAAAAAUGGGUAGCGGGUAUCUCACAGUCGAGCACACUCGAGUGUAACUUUCUUACUUGUUUUGUUUUUAAAAAGAAUUUCAUUCGCGUUCAGCGUUGGAAAACGCUUUGUGAAUACGAGUUCGAAUCGUUCAAAAAUAAUAAAUUCGCCCAAAGCAAAAAACUAUAGAAAAAAGAAUAAUAAAAAUUAAACAACUGAUUUUUGACAAAACAAUAAUACCAAGUACAGGUACGUACUUUAAAUAGUCAGUGUUGUCCAAUUAAGUGUAAUGAAUGUGUUUUAAACAAAACUAUUGCCUUUAAACAUAAACUACCAAACAAAAUCAAAAUUACAACUGAUUUUAAAAACAUUUCGACAAAAACUGUUUUUUUUUUUAUUUUCGUUUCUUUCAACUAAACUGACGAUUUAUUGUAUUUGAUUAAUAAAAAAUGCAAGUGAAUAAUAAAUUAAAACGUCAAAAAUUUAUAGAAUGUAGUCCGAUAUUUAUGUAAAUGUAAACAGCAGCACUGAAAUAUAAACACAAGGAUAAUGUGAAAAAAAAAUGUAAAAUUUAAAAAAACAUCGAUAAAAAAACUGGUUUUAAUCUUCCAUACGAUACAGGCUAUGAAUACACUUAUAUUCAAUACUAGCAAUCGCGAUUUUAAUCAAAUUCUGAGAAUGUGGAAUUGAUUGGUGUUUCGGAAAUCAAAAAUUCAACCUCCAAAAAAUCUAAAUAAAGAAAAAAAAAAAAAAAAAAUUAUAUGACGAAAAAAAAUAACAUUUUUCAAUUUGCACAGCUUUGAUUGUUAGUCUUAGUAAUUACUCGUUUAAAAAGUCUUACGUAUGCGUAAAUUAUUAAGAUAUGUACAUAAAUAAAAAGUGAAAACAGAAAGCGAUAGGGUCUAUGAUAUAAUAUAAUUUAUGAUUUAUGUUGCUUAUUUUAACGUUGCGUUUGAGAAGCACUAAAAUCUUAAAAAAGAAACCUAAAACAAAAAAUAAAUAAAUAUGUAUGUAUUGUAUUGUAUGUACUUAUUUUAAAAUAAAAAAAACUAAAACAAGACUAAGAAAGUGUCAUUGCAAAUAAAUCUGUCGCAAUUGUUUUUUCAGUUAAAAUGGUAUUUGUAUUAUUGAAAGAUAUAACAAGCAAAACGAAUAUAUAUAUACUAUAUAUGUAUGUAGAAACAGGAACAUAUAAUGUAUGUAUGUAAAUCGACGAAUGUGUCAAUUUGUAAAACAAUUUAAUCAAACCUUAUCGCACAUUUGGGACAGGUCAAGGUGCUCAAUAAAAUAAAAGCAUCAAAUGGAGUUCAUAUUGUUAAAUAUAAUCAUUUAUUAAAACCGUUUCUGAAAUUCAUAUACUUAUUUCCUAUAUGUGGGUCGCUUCACUAUUCAAAUUUCCGUGCGGCCUCUUUUUAUUUAAUAAUAAGGACAGUUAACUUUCCGC
This is a messenger RNA of Drosophila nasuta, 11001 nucleotides long. RefSeq names its product LDL receptor related protein 4 (gene Lrp4). The transcript has 14 exons. Gene Ontology annotation, molecular function: calcium ion binding; protein binding. The record is from RefSeq and is a predicted model, not a curated record. Lineage: Eukaryota; Metazoa; Arthropoda; Insecta; Diptera; Drosophilidae. Bases 925 to 7140 code for a protein of 2071 amino acids.